This is a messenger RNA of Octodon degus (degu), 2264 nucleotides long. RefSeq names its product protein kinase AMP-activated non-catalytic subunit beta 1 (gene Prkab1). Bases 238 to 1050 code for a protein of 270 amino acids. Lineage: Eukaryota; Metazoa; Chordata; Mammalia; Rodentia; Octodontidae. The transcript has 8 exons. Gene Ontology annotation, cellular component: nucleus; cytoplasm; nucleotide-activated protein kinase complex. The record is from RefSeq and is a predicted model, not a curated record. Gene Ontology annotation, molecular function: protein kinase binding. Gene Ontology annotation, biological process: signal transduction.
CGGGGUCGGCUCAAGGAGCCGCCGGAAGCGGAAGUCGCUAAGGGGUGGGGGAGUUGUUAGGAAAGUAGCAGGUUUUCCUCCCACUUCUUAGUUUCCAUUCCCGGCUGCCGGAGCGGCUUGGGGCGGACUUUGAGACCUCUCCGGUUCUGCUGAUCUGCUGGAACCGGCUCCCAGCCCGCGCCAACGUCUAAAGGGCGUGAUAACACUGGUCCUCCGACCCUUCCCAAGACCCCCGCCAUGGGCAACACGAGCAGCGAGCGCGCCGCGAUGGAGCGGCAGGGUGGCCAUAAGACACCCCGGAGGGACAGCUCAGGUGGCACCAAGGACGGGGACAGGCCCAAGAUCCUGAUGGACAGCCCGGAGGACGCCGACCUCUUCCACUCCGAGGAGAUCAAGGCUCCAGAGAAAGAGGAAUUCCUGGCCUGGCAGCAUGACCUGGAAGUGAAUGAUAAAGCUCCUGCCCAGGCUCAGCCCACAGUGUUUCGAUGGACAGGAGGUGGAAAAGAAGUUUACCUAUCUGGGUCCUUCAACAACUGGAGUAAACUUCCCCUCACGAGAAGCCACAAUAACUUUGUAGCCAUCCUGGAUCUGCCAGAAGGAGAGCAUCAGUACAAGUUCUUUGUGGACGGUCAGUGGACGCACGACCCUUCUGAGCCAGUAGUAACCAGCCAGCUUGGCACAGUUAACAACAUCAUUCAAGUGAAGAAAACUGACUUUGAAGUAUUUAAUGCUUUAAUGGUGGAUUCCCAAAAGUGCUCCGAUGUGUCUGAGCUGUCCAGUUCCCCACCAGGACCCUAUCAUCAGGAGCCCUACGUGUCCAAACCGGAAGAGCGGUUUAAAGCUCCACCCAUUCUCCCGCCACACCUGCUCCAGGUCAUCCUGAACAAGGACACAGGGAUUUCCUGUGACCCAGCGCUUCUCCCAGAACCCAACCAUGUCAUGUUAAACCACCUCUACGCACUGUCCAUCAAGGACGGCGUUAUGGUGCUCAGUGCGACCCACCUAUACAAGAAAAAGUAUGUGACCACCUUACUAUACAAGCCCAUAUGAAGUGCUGGGAGCCGACAGAGGGCCUGGGGACAGCUGGCACCACCAGGCCCUCAUGUGCAUGCUUUCCACUAGAGGAAUGGACUGUCCACUUCCCGUUUCACACACUCUCUAAGCCAUUUCAUACCUGCCCUACUCCUACUUGAAGGUUAACCAGGUGCCUCAGCUCCAGGAGAGCCUGGUUCUGUAACAGUCCUCUGAGAGCUCGGUCGAGUACCUCGGGAGCUCAGCAGGGCUGCCAGAGGCAGAAGAGAAAGCAAGGGGCUGCAGCCCUGAAACAGUGCACAAGGCCAGGUGCGGCUCUACACACGCGCCCCUCUGAGCUGGUUGUAGAUAUUGUUAAGCCAAAAGUAAAUCCUAGUCACCUUGCUGGGAAAAGUGUGGGAAGCAGGGACUGAAGUCACACAAAAUUUCUGAUUGUGCAUCUUUAAGGUCACUGGCCUGUCCCUUCUGAGGCCUGGCUGGGGAGCUCAGAGUAAGUCCCAUCUUGUCUGUCCUUCCAAAUCAAAGCAAUAGAUUGCCUCUUUCUCUGCUUCAGGGAGGUAUAAUUUCUAUUGAAAUUAAAAACUAUCUGAUUUCCAGAUGAAUUUUUACAGUUGUUUCCUACACUGUGUGGAUUAAAUAACACUUUUGUAACCAGAGGUGGCUGGCUGUGCAGCCUUAAGGCAGUAAGUCAGCGCAGCUAGAAUGUAGAUCAUGUGACUACGCUCAGCAAUAAUCUAUUCCCAGAAUAGACUUUAAACCUGCCGCUGAUUCCUCCAUGGAGCCGGAUGAUCCGGAGGACUGACCAUCAUUAGCUGGAAGGCUGUCCAGCUCUUUGUUCCAAUCAUAAUGUGAUGACAGUGUUACCAUGACAACUUCGCAGAAGCACUCGAGCCUCCUUUCAGUUCUGUCUUGUGCCAUCAGGGAUUCAGAGCCGACAGCAGCCUUCAGCAUUCACUCCAGGAGAACAUCUCCAGCACAGUGGACCUCUUUUGGCACUGUUUCCAGGGAGAUUCCCCCCCCAGAUGCCCCGUUGAUACAGUUUCUUGUCACCCAGUCAGCAGAAGUUGUCAUUAUGCCCUUUGUUCUUGUUGGGAGAGGGAGGAACAAGCUCACUAGUGUGCAUUAUUUAUUUGGUAAACCUGAGUUCUGGUACCCUUUUUUGUUACUGUUUUCAAAACACUGAAUUGCUGUCACCUUGACAUAUAAGUUUUAAUAAAGCUUUGUAAAUAUAA